UAGUUGACAAACAAAAAAGUUUCGAGGGACGAAACACUAAGGACAUAUUUUCCCAUAGACCGUCGUCUCCUCCCGAUCUGCUUCGUUUAGGGUUACGCCUUUGCGCUUCUUCAAUCGCUCUAUCGAUCUCGCUCCCAUGGCGUUGGAGUGGGUGGUGCUGGGCUAUGCGGCUGGCGCAGAGGCGAUCAUGCUUCUCUUCCUCACGCUCCCGUUCCUUGACAGCAUCCGCCGAGGGCUCAUCGCUGUCGUCCACAGCGCCCUGAAGCCGCUCCUGUCGGUAGUUCCCUUCUGUCUAUUCCUUCUUGCCGACAUCUAUUGGAAGUACGAGACGCGACCGACCUGCGAGCAGGAGAACUCGUGCACCCCUACCGAGCACAUCCGCCACCAAAAAUCCAUGAUCAAGAGCCAACGCAACGCUCUUCUCAUCGCAUCGGCGCUGCUUCUCUACUGGUUGCUUUUCUCCGUCACCGGUCUUUUAGUGCGCAUCAACCAGCUGAACCAGCGCCUCGAAAAGCUCAAGCGCUCUGAUUGAGCCUGGGAUCUUACAAAUCCAACAUGAUUGCUUUCAUCUCUUCUUCAGUUCCUCUCUUCUACUCGCAUCAAGAUUAUGAUAGCUACAAAACCACGUGGUUCAGCAUCA
This is a messenger RNA of Zingiber officinale, 640 nucleotides long. RefSeq lists its product as uncharacterized. Gene Ontology annotation, cellular component: endoplasmic reticulum; endoplasmic reticulum membrane. The transcript has 2 exons. Bases 137 to 532 code for a protein of 131 amino acids. Gene Ontology annotation, biological process: endoplasmic reticulum to Golgi vesicle-mediated transport; intracellular protein transport. The record is from RefSeq and is a predicted model, not a curated record. NCBI's taxonomy places the organism in Eukaryota, Viridiplantae, Streptophyta, Magnoliopsida, Zingiberales, Zingiberaceae.